AGAGAGACAUGACUAUGGUGGAUCCUCUGGGGAGCCUCAACAACAUCCUGAUGCUGACGAGACAGAGAAGAGUCUCUCCAUUUCAGAACACCAGAUGGACAACGCUAGCCCUUCCUCCCUCCCGGAGUCCCUGUAUCGUGCCUCUCCUGGUAGCACGUUACUGCUGGGUAUGAAGAGGUUGUCUGUGCUGCUGGUGGACUGCAGGAAAACAACAGGGCUGAGUGGAACUGUGAGAGGAGGAGAAGAGAAGAAAGGAUCAGAUUUGACACGUCAAAGAGGAAAACCAAACUUGGAGGAACCAAAGACCUCCACAACAUCAAGACGACACCUCUGCUCCCAGAUCAAGUUAGGAAGCCUGAAAAGACCUGAGAGGACACACACAGGAGAGAAGCCGUACCAUUGCACCCAGUGUGGAAAUAGUUUUAGCCGGUUAGGAAGCCUCAAAGCUCAUGAGCGAAUACACACGGGAGAGAAGCCAUACCAUUGCGGCCAGUGUGGAAAGAGUUUUAGCCUGUUAGGAAGCCUGAAAGCUCAUGAGCGAAUACACUCAGGAGAGAAGCCAUACCAUUGCGGCCAGUGUGGAAAUAGUUUUAACCAGUUAGGAAACAUGAAAAGACAUGGGAGAAUACACACAGGGGAGAAGCCAUACCACUGCUCCCAGUGUGGAAAGAGUUUUACGGCGUUAGUUAAGCUGGAAGCUCAUGAGCGAAUUCACACAGGGGAGAAGCCUUACUACUGUUCCCAUUGUGGAAAGAGUUUUAACCAUUUAGUUAACAUGAAAAGACAUGAGAGGAUACACACAGGAGCGAAGCCUCACCAUUGCUCCCAGUGUGGAAAGAGUUUUAAGCGGUUAGACACCCUCAAAGAUCAUUUGCGAAUACACACAGGGGAGAAGCCUUUCCGUUGCGCCCAGUGUGGAAAGAGUUUUAGCCGGUCAGGAAGCCUGAAAGAGCACGAGCGAAUUCACACAGGGGAGAAAUCUUACCACUGAUCCCAGCGUGCAAUGCGUUUUUACCCCAUUAGGACACCUGAAAGAAGACAUGAGACCGCACACGGGGGAGAUGCCUUACAAAUGUUCAGACUGGGGGGAAGGCAUUCUACUCAUCAGUAGUGUAAAAAACAUGUGCGAAUCCACACAGGAGAGAAUAAUGACUUCUCCUUGUGUGUAAAUGUAUAUUUCACAUCACAAUGACUUAAAAUUCAUCAGAGAACAUACACAGUGCUCCCAAUUGUCUUAUAUUGUUGACUGAGAAUGUGUUUACUUGUUUAUACCACAUGAAAUUGAAUGGUACAAAGUAUACUCAAAAAUACAUUUGUGUGUUUUUAUUAGAAAAUAUGAAUUGAAUAUUGUCGUGUCUUUGCCAUCAUUAAAAGUGAAGACUUAUUUUAUUAAGUCAAUUCUCUGUAAUUAUUAUUACGUGAUUAAACCAAUCAUGUACAUUUAAUUAACUAGGAAGUCGGGGCACCACGGAAAGACUUCAGAUUACAAAGUUAUACUUUUCCCAAUGUAACUCUUCUGAUAUUUUAUUAUCUUUUCAAUUCAUUUUAUAUUAAUGAAUUAUUCUUUAACUCACAUCAGUCUCAUUCCAAACGUCGUAAAUUGUUGGUUAUCUGCACGAACCCAGCCUUUUUUUAAAUAAAUCAUCCAUACACCAAUUGGCUUAAUCAUUUAUUAACUAACUAAAUAAUCACAGAAAUGCGCAAACAAACAGUAGAUACUGGUUACUAACGAAUGAUAGGGAAGAUUCCCUACUGGGCUUGGUGGACAAAGGGAAGUGGGUGUGGACUGAGAAACAAACAGUAGAUACUGGUUACUAACGAAUGAUAGGGCAGAUUCCCUACUGGGCUAAGGCGAUAUGACGGCUUGGUGGACAAAGGGAAGUGGGACUGAGAAAGAAGCGGGGUAGACAAAAGGGUUCAUUACACACAGUUGAUAGUACAGUUGAAGUCGGAAAUGUACAUACAGUGGGGCAAAAAAGUAUUUAGUCAGCCACCAAUUGUGCAAGUUCUCCCACUUAAAAAUAUGAGAGAGGCCUGUAAUUUUCAUCAUAGGUACACUUCAACUAUGACAGACAAAAUGAGAAGAAAAAAAUCCAGAAAAUCACAUUGUAGGAUUUUUUAUGAAUUUAUUUGCAAAUUAUUGUGGAAAAUAAGUAUUCGGCUUACACCGAUGUAUGCGUUUUCUAAACUAUUCGCAAUCACAGCGCUCAGUCUGAAGAGGAUUUUUUCUUAGGAGGGACUUUUAUUCGUAACAAUAGGAUAGGCGGUUCCAUGACACCAGAUCAUGUCUGUGCCCUCGGGGACGGACCAAUGACUUAGUUACACUUUUAAAGGAAUACAAUUCUAUCACAUUAAAGGUUUAACAUCACAUUACAUCAUUUCAUAAAUAGUUGCAUCUUUACUCAUUCAUUUUAUACAAGAAUUAGAUGCAAACCCGAUAAUUGAGAAAUGUACACAUUGAGACAUAGUUAUGUGUGUUUCCUGUCCUCUCUGAGGUCACCAAAUGAAACACACUCAACAUAACUGUCCCUUAAGAGUCCACAGACCCUUCCCACACUCUCAAAGGUGGACAAAUAGUUUAAUUUUGCCAUUUUGGGGAUUUAGGAGUUCGGCCACGUGAAUUCCUUUGUUCACUCUGUGGUCUCUCUCUGUAUGAAAAGGGGGAGAGAGUCUCCGCCAGGUAUUUACGACCCGAGAUAACAGAACCUGGAUGUAGGAGAGGGGGAAGCCACAAUCUAUACCCAGAAAAGGCCACAUCAUGACAAUAUGGAGUAUUUCAGUUUGAAUAUAAUGUACAUCAGUUUCCUUGUGUUCAAAUGUAGGAUAGAUCAGAUUCCAUGUGUUUAAAAUGGUCCUUUUUUUAAACUCUGUGUGUGUUUAUCUGGGUGUGUCAUUCCUCCAGCACUACAGAUAAUCAAGUGAUAUUUGGAUGUGAUGCAUUAGUUCCAUUGUUGACAUUUGCAUUGUUGGCCCACUGAUGAUUUAAUGAAAUGAAAAUGUUCAGACUCUGUAAUGGAAAAUGUUAAUUGUUUGUGUGUCCACAUAACUGAGUAUGUGACUAACCUUGUGAAACUGUCCUAUUAUAAGCUCCUGUUCUUGGGAGUAUCAUCCUGUGUUGCAAACCAAUUUACACCUGUGUCCUUGUAUGAAUAAAGUCCCUCCCAGGAACAGGAAACUAUAAAGAUAUGUGCUAGUCACUCAAUACUUCAGGAAAUCAGACUGUCUACACUGCGCUGUGUAACUCUGUUAUUCUCUCUGAGCUCAGAAAUAAAGAAUCUUGGUUUGA
Molecule: messenger RNA, 3286 nt
Organism: Oncorhynchus kisutch (coho salmon)
Lineage: Eukaryota; Metazoa; Chordata; Actinopteri; Salmoniformes; Salmonidae
Product: zinc finger protein 879-like
Exons: 3
Coding region: 95-991 (298 amino acids)
Biological process (GO): regulation of transcription by RNA polymerase II
Cellular component (GO): nucleus
Molecular function (GO): DNA-binding transcription factor activity, RNA polymerase II-specific
Source: RefSeq, a predicted model, not a curated record